Molecule: messenger RNA, 1443 nt
Organism: Papaver somniferum (opium poppy)
Lineage: Eukaryota; Viridiplantae; Streptophyta; Magnoliopsida; Ranunculales; Papaveraceae
Product: rhomboid-like protein 20
Exons: 8
Coding region: 174-1058 (294 amino acids)
Cellular component (GO): membrane
Molecular function (GO): serine-type endopeptidase activity; protein binding
Source: RefSeq, a predicted model, not a curated record
UACUUUGACAACAACCGAGUCGGACAAGAACAACGUACAGCAACAAAAUACCAGCAACACACAGACACCUCCAGCCCAAAAUCUCUUUCUCUCUUUAUACCACCGAUCAAAGGAGGCGAGGGAGGUCGUUGAAUUGCCUCUUCUCCUCUCGCUCUCUCACUCAAUCUCCAAAAAUGAACGGCGGUCCAUCUGGUUUCCAGAAUGCUCCUGUCUCAAGAGCCUUCGUUCUUGCUUCUGGACUCCUUACGAUUUACUUUGGGAUUCAAGGUCGUUCAUCCACACUUGGACUAUCAUAUCAGGAAAGUUUCAAAAAGCUUAAAAUAUGGAAGCUAAUUGCAUCAGUCUUUGCGUUUUCAUCCACCCCGGAACUGAUGUUCGGAUUGUACUUACUGUACUACUUCAGGGUAUUCGAGAGACAGAUAGGCUCCAAUAAAUACUCGGUUUUUAUCUUGUUCUCUGUGAUCGUUUCAUCAGUGUUCGAGGUGCUUGCAUUGACGCUCCUUAAAGAUCCCACCUUGAAUAUAUUAACCUCAGGACCCUAUGGUCUUAUAUUUUCGUCAUUCGUACCAUUCUACUUUGACAUUCCAGUUUCAACACGGUUUCGCAUAUUUGGUGUUAGCAUCUCUGACAAGUCCUUCAUAUAUUUAGCCGGUCUACAGCUUCUGUUUUCAUCCUGGAAAAGGUCUAUCCUUCCAGGUAUAUGUGGUAUUCUUGCUGGUUCCUUCUAUCGCCUCAACAUUCUUCGCAUCCGCAAGAUAAAGUUCCCGGCAUUCAUCGCCUCAUUCUUCUCACGGCUCUCUUUGCCUUCACCUGGGACUACACCCCCUACAACAUCAAGCAGGAAUGUCAUUGGAAACAUACCUUCUUUCACAGGUCGUGAAGUGCAGAGAAAUAAUCCGAUUGCUCCACCUGCUUUCACCGCGGAGCCACCUGAGGAAUCCAUUACUACAUUGGUGUCGAUGGGGUUCGAUAGAAACACUGCAAGGCAGGCACUGAUACAUGCAAGAAAUGACAUCAACAUGGCUACAAACAUUCUCCUUGAGUCUCAAUCCAACUGAUAAAAUCAUCAAUAUCUUUUUGCUAUAAGGAGGCGAGUAUAGAUUGUUUAAAUUCUUCGAAAGGGAUACAGCCAUUUGAGAAGGAUCUUACCAGUCCAAAGUAGUGUAAUUGAUCUGCUGUGCUGUUUGGGAACCAUGUAAGGUUUUCAUGGUAUCACCGUUGUCAUUUUUCUGUUUCUAGGGUUGUCCAUUAUGAAGAAAGUUAUACCGUGACUACUAAUGAAAUCUCUUAACACUAGGCCUGACUGUAUAAAAGUUUUUUUUUUGGAUAUUAAAAAUCUGUUCAUACCUAAUUACCAGAGGAGAUUCAGCUUUGUAUAGUUGCAGCUUCGAAUAUGUAUGCAGGCUCUUCAGUUCAAUUGGUUUCUACAUUUUUCUGGUCUCA